This is a messenger RNA of Wallemia ichthyophaga EXF-994, 1104 nucleotides long. Its product is annotated as SHO1 osmosensor. The record is from RefSeq and is a predicted model, not a curated record. Gene Ontology annotation, molecular function: protein binding. Bases 1 to 1104 code for a protein of 367 amino acids. The transcript has 2 exons. Lineage: Eukaryota; Fungi; Basidiomycota; Wallemiomycetes; Wallemiales; Wallemiaceae.
AUGAAGUUAUUCAACGGUGGUAACAAGCCUAAGAUGAACUUCAAGCUCUCGACGAGUAUGCCUUCUUUUUAUUCCAUGGGAUACGCGUUUGUCGGUCUCUGCGCGUCUCUCUGCGCAUUAGUCGCCAUGUGCUAUGAGACAGAUGAGUUCGGCAACGAGGGCCCAUUUUCCCCUGGCCAAACAUCCGGAGAGGCAUGGCCCAACGUCUUCCUCAAUUUCGCUAUCGUGUUGGCCUACUUCCUCAGUGACUACAUGGGCACUCUCCACCUCUACAGAAUUCAGCUGUCUAUAUUCAACGCUGCUUCAUUUGCCCUUGCCGUUGUUACCGUCAACCGCAAGAUAUACGAGCGCGAAUCAUCCGCUGAGGCGGUAGGCGCCGCGUUCCUUAUCUUGGCGAUAUUGAAUGUACUCUCCAUCCUGCACCUUACAAGCGAGCCAAACACACCAGUCGCGGGCGUAUUCAGAAUGUGCACUGCUCCUACUUUCGGCAGCUUAUCCAGUGGCGGUGGUGGCGGAAUAAGCUCACACCCCCAAGCCAUGCGCAACACGUCCACCUCGAACCCCUUCUCGAACCUCAAUAAGCUGAAUCGUCAGGACUCUACAUCGUACGACAGCAACUCUCAUUCAGGAUUCUGGAGCAACCGCAACACAAACACACAGCAGCCAGUGAUGCAACAGCAACAGCCACCACAACAACACACACAACCACCACAGCCAAUGAUGCAACCACCAGCAGCAGUAGCACCAAUCCAACACACAGCCAGCCCAGGCGCACCUACAUCCCACUACGGUUCUGCACACGGUAGCUUGGGCAAUAGAACCGCAAAUACACCAAGCGACGGCUUGCACCAUUCGAAUGUCUCAAGCGCCCCAGGUAGUGGAAGCGGUAGCGGUACAACUGGCGCACAUAUCCCAGAUCACGAAUUGGCACAGGCGAGAUGUUUAUACGCUUACUCGGCUAGUCCUGACGACCCUAAUGAGAUAUCGUUCACUAAGGGCGAAACGCUCCUCGUUGUGGAUAACUCUGGCAAGUGGUGGAGAGUUCGCAAACCGAAUGGUAUGGGUGAGGGUAUUGCGCCUUCCAAUUACCUGAAUAUGGUUUAG